AGCGGGAAAGCAGCAGCAGCAGCAGCAGCAUCUGCGGGAGAAGUUCCGUCGAGCCGCGGCUGUGGUCGGGAUGGAGUGGGGCAGCGGGGCGUCGCUGGCGCAGGAGCUCCGGUGCUGGGCGGCCGAGGAGAUGCAGCUCCCGCCGGACAGAAUCCCCUCCGAGAGUGCGGCCCGCCGGAUGUGCUCAGGUCAGUGUGCUGAGAUCUGGAAAUUCGUCAUCCAGCAUGUUCGCCACCAGAGGACCGUAAAGAAGAUCCGGGGCAAUUUGCUAUGGUAUCGGCAGAUGGAGGAGACUGAGGGCAAGCCCAGCAGUUCAGAAUCGGAGAAGGAGCGCCGUAAGCAGCUGGUCCAAGACAUCUCCCGCCUGCGGGGGGAGCUGCAGCAGCUGGACUUGCAGAUUGAAUCAGCACAGCAUGAACUCGUGGCAGAUGAGGUCGCCCUGGAGACGGCGCAGGAGGAGAUCCGGGAUGCCAAGCGCCGCAGCUUGCUGCUCAAGGCGUACUCUGCCCGGGUCGCAGCAGAGCGUCAGCAACUGCAAGCGAGAGCGGCAAAAGUCGGAGGCCGCCUGGAGCAGCUGCAAGAGAUGGAGAGGAAGGCCAGGACAGCGGUGGUGUUCAGCAAGAAAGCCCCGGAGCCUGGAUUCCCCAGCAUGGAGCCGGAGGUUUUGCGAGAUGUCCAGGAGGCCUGCCAGCUGCGCUUCCACUUCCUGAAGACCCUCUUUGAGCACAGCGUAUCAGGGCAUUUUCCCAGCGGGAUGAAUGAGGAGCAGCUGAACCCUUCCUACCAGCACUGGCUGAGCGUUGUGGAGAAAGUAGCUGGCUCCCACCCUCCUGCCCACAUCCUCUCAGCCCUGGAGCACCUUGCCUUGCAGAACACACAGCAGCUGCAGGAGCUCACCACCAGCAUCAACAUUCCUAGGGAUGUGGAAGCCCUCAAGUUUCGCUAUGAUAACGCCCACCUGGAGGAUGUCUCGGAGCCAAUGAAUGACCUGCCCUCUGUCCGGACCCUCAUACAGGAGGGCUGGAGCAAGUGCGAGAUGCUUUGUGUGGAGCAGAUCCCUUUAAACGCCCAGGAGAGGAGCCUCUUGGCUCGGCUGGAAGCUGUCGUCCAGGAGAUGCAUAGCCUGCUGUCUGAUGACUCGGAGCGCUCUAUCCUGGCCAGAGCUGCGUUUGAGCUGGAGCUUCGGGCCGUGCGGUUGAGGGGAUACAGAGACGGACUUCUGCAGGGCUGCCGGGAGCUGGAAGAGGCAGUGAGGACCCGGCAUGAGGAACUGCAGGCUGUGCAAGCUAAACGCCAGAGCAUCCUGGACUUCCGCCACCUGGUGAAUGAGAAACAGCAGCACAUCCGGGCGCUCAUCAAGGGAACGUCGUAUCUUAAAUCACAGCUUCGCAAGGACCAGGCAGAGAUCCAAGACUUCAUAGAAAAGAAACUGCUGCCUCAAGAGCAGUUGGUGAAGGAAGCAGCGGAGCAACUGGAGGAUAGGGUGGACCGCGAGGUUCGACAGUUUGGGACCAUUGCUCUGCCUUGCCUGCUGCGCCGCAAUCUCCCUGCGUCUCAGCGAAUCCCCGCCCAUGAGCUUUCUAUCCACCGCCUGAGCCGAACAGCGCCAGCCGUGUACCAGCCCUUCCUCAAUGUGUGCCAGGGAGUUGCCUUCCCUCUCUACAAGGCCCCGGAGGAGCUGCUCGUGCACACCACAGAGCUGAAGAAGAUGCUCAUUCUCCUGCGUGCCCAACUUGGCUCAAAGCAGAGAGUGCUGGGAAGCCUGCAGCGCCAGCUGGAUAACUCCCCGGAGCCAGAUGCGCAGGCUCUUGUGCGGGAGGUGCAGAGCCACGAUGAGGAGCAGGUCCUUGAGCUGCUGCCCCGGAUCCAGCGCAUGACGGAUCAGUGCCGGUGUCGUAUUGAGCGUUGGCAGGAGGUACAGGCUGUUGUGGACGCCUGGUGGGAGCAACCCGCGCAGUUUGUACUCCCCACCGAGCGCCGCCUUGGCUUCACCCUGCAGCAGUGGCUGGAGCGCUGGACCCUGGCUGCCAGAGCUCUGCAACAGAAGCAGCAGCAGCAACACCAGCAGCAGAGCUGGGUCUGAGACCAGGGUGGGAGAGUGCUGGGCAUUCGUGUCAAAAUGGCGCGCGCACACACAC
Messenger RNA from Podarcis raffonei (Aeolian wall lizard), 2138 nucleotides. It is a transcript of the gene HAUS5, whose product is annotated as HAUS augmin like complex subunit 5. Gene Ontology annotation, cellular component: centrosome; HAUS complex. The transcript is spliced from 19 exons. The record is from RefSeq and is a predicted model, not a curated record. Gene Ontology annotation, biological process: spindle assembly; centrosome cycle. The coding region runs from base 71 to 2083 and encodes 670 amino acids. Lineage: Eukaryota; Metazoa; Chordata; Lepidosauria; Squamata; Lacertidae.